AUGCAAGAAACCGUUACAAACACAAACGAGAGGAAAUCUCUAUUUUCUUCAUUCCUAGAGGUCCUAGAGGCGCGGGAAAAGCAAGCCCAGGCUGAUAGACAGCUUCAGGAAGAAAAAUACCAGAGAAGAACUCAACGAAUUUAUGAUUUUCAUGACCGCCAACAGCGCGAUGCGGUGGAACUGCGCCGCUGCCUGGACUACGUGUCGCAGCACGCGCACGUGCUGGAGUCCGUGCUGCGCAGCGCGGCGGGCUCGGGCGAGGUGCCGCUGUCGGCGGCGCUGGUCCGCCAGGCCGCCGCGCUGCAGCGCUGCAUGGCGCAGUGCGUGGCCAACGCCUCCAGGAUUCGCCAUCUGCUCACGGCCGCGCACCAGCCGCAGAUGGACACCAUGCUCGCUAAAAUGGAAGCAGAGCUCAGCACCUGGACGUCUUUCCUGCAACGCGCGGUGGAAGCCACUUACAAUACAGAAGUGGUAAUAGACAACCUACAAAACCUUGUCGCGGAGCAGAAGCGCUGCGUGCGCGAGGUGUCGUCGAGCAGCGUGUUCACGUCGCUGUGCGGCGCAGGUGGCGCUGGCGGCGCGGGCGCAGAGGCGGCGGCAGGCGCAGAGGGCGCGCACUCGCCGGCCGCGCGCCGCGCGCUGGCCGCCUGCAGCACGCCCAUCGCGCGCGAC
This is a messenger RNA of Brenthis ino (lesser marbled fritillary), 672 nucleotides long. Lineage: Eukaryota; Metazoa; Arthropoda; Insecta; Lepidoptera; Nymphalidae. The record is from the annotation of a GenBank genome assembly.